ACAAAUUUUGGCAGGGUAGGAGUCAACUUUAGAAUAACGCUGUUUUGUGUGGUAUGAUGGAUACAAGAGAAAGACCAGUGUUUCGACCACCAAAAAAACGAGGGCCUCGAUCUUUGCCAAGAUCGGAAAGUAACUGUACUCAAACAGUAGUGCCAGUAAGUCCAGUGAGAAGUAGAAGUUUUCAAAAUGUUAACAAAGAAGCUAACUCGUGCAUUCUAGGUGAAGUUGAUUUUAAUCCACAGGGUUGUGUUGAUAACUUCAAAAAGUCCAAGAGAAAUGUUCAUGUUGAAUCUUUAACAUCUUUAAAAGAACAUUCUGUUACUGUAGGAGAGACACCACAAAUUGCUGACAGUGGUUAUACUGAAAUUGAUCUAAGUAAUGACAGAGUAUCCUUAAAAGCACAUUCCCAUUCUAUAUCUUCAAGAGGAUCUGAUUCUGAUGGGUAUGUGACCAUGACAGGAACAAUUAAAAGGGGCAAAAAGAAAGGACAAACAAUGGACAUGAAGGUGCAUAUGUCUCGGGAAGAGCUAGAUGAACUAGAAAGUAGCAUAAUUUCUCAUCAGAAACCAGAAGAGGAAGAUGAUUGCUUUUUUGGUGCUAAAAAGGGUCCUCAUGUAUUUCUUCUUAGCCUUCUUUUAGCCCCUGUAGUUUUCUGCAUGUCUGCAGCUUAUUCUUUUUAUAUUGGUACAAUGACUUGGUAUAAUAUAUUGGUGUUAUUUACCGAAAAAAAAACUGCAUGGCAUAAAAUUUUUGUGAGUCCUUUACUGAUAAUUUUUUAUCCAUUUCUGAUCAUGAUGCCAACAAUUGGACUAGGUUUAUAUGCUUCAGUGAUUCAGUUGUCCUGGCAGUAUGAUUUGUGGAAGCAGGAAGUCCUAGACUGGGAAAAAGGAUUUUAUGGCUGGUUAUGCUGCUCCUUAAAUAUAGAAGAUUGUUCCCCUUAUGAAGUUGUGAUCUUAACUGAAAUACAAGGUGCUGAUUCAGCGAAACAGAAAAAAGCAGUGGUUGCUGAUACUGCUUUGUGAAAGUUAACAUUCUCCUUACAUUUAAUAUUGGCCUGUUUUAGAUUUGAUAAUAAAAAAAUGAUUUUUUUUAUGUAAGUGGUAGUGCCCAAAAAUAUAAUUUUUUUUUAACACUUAAAUGUUUUUUCUUAUUAGUAUUAUUAGAUAAGUAAAAGCAAAUCCCUCUUAAGUUUUCUAUAUUUACAUAAAAUACCACAUUUUUAGAUCAGUACUGGCCCUUUUUUUUAUCUUGAAUUGGGCUGUUUAGUUAUUUUAGAAAAAAAUCCAAUUUUAAAACAUACUUUUUUAAAAAGCAUUAAAGUUUGUAAACCUUCAGUUUGGUUUGGAAAUUUGUUUUGUCACACAUUUUUAACAGAGGUUUUAAAGGCCAAGGCAAAUUUUAUAAGAGACUCAGUACAAUAUUACAUUCUUUAAAUUUAGUUUAAUAUUUUGGAAAGGUUUUAGUGUGCUGCUUUAGUACACCAUUGUUUACUUUUUCAAGUCUGUUUUUCAACUUGCAUUUGAGAUGCAAUGUAGACACACAUUAUUGUAUUGUAAAUCUUAAUUUAGUUAAGCAUUCUUUGGCUUUGUGAAAUUCCUAGUGUUAUGAUUUAUCCUUAAAUUACCAAAGGGUAAUAGAUCUUUUAGAUUGAUUUUAUAGAAGUGGAAGUUCAUGAUACAAGAUCAAUGAUAUCACAUAUCUUUUCACAAUGCUCCAAAGAGGCUAUAUUUAUUCUUAUAUGAUAUCUUACCUCCUCUCACAAAAUAGCUAUUCUUGAUUAGUACUGCCCUCUAUCAGCUUAAACUUCAAUGCUCUGCCACCAGCCUUCCACCUCUGCUUCUGAAUAUCCACAUUUAAAUGAUUAUGCAGCAGCUCUCCACCAAUAGAAGCAUGACACAACCCCUAUCAUAACCAGCACCCUCUCCACAUUUGCACUCAUUAAUUACUUCUUGAUUAGCAGUAGUACUGUACAGACUUGCUUGUUUCUGCUCGUAAGUUUGUCAGUCUUUUCCUUUAUGUUACAAACUUAGUUUUUCUUUAAUAUGUUUUUGUUAUAUUUUUAUUUACACAGGCCUUUUUGCUAGUGUAUCGUGAAUCUCACUCUGUGGCAAAUGGUGCCUGACCAGGUUAUUUUUUUGAAAAUCCACAUCGUCCAUCCUGUAACCAUGCUCGAUGUCAAUUACAUUGUAGCUUUUCCUACCACGGACCUCAUGUACAAUUCUAGAUGCUAUCAGGUGUUGGUUGUGUUUGUUUGUUCAGUUGUUGAAACAAUUACAUCACAGGAUUAGGAUACACACACAGUAGAGAUGGGGUGUUUCGUAGGACUGCCAGUAGUUCUCUAUAGUGGUCUUUUGCUUCGUAAAUAUGUUCAUCUCAGACCGUACACUCAUGGACACACAUCAGUAAAGCUGACAGGGAUUGCUGCCCAUCUUUGAUGCUCUGUGGAAUUGAGAUCCUUCCUAUCGCAGACUUGACGUACUAUUCCAGAUGCCACCAGGUGUUGGUUGAUCACCUUCAUUAUUGUGGUAGCUCUGCUUUUUAAAAUAGGGUAUUGCAAUCGCCCAUUCAUUGUCCCCAGUGAUGUGGUCCUUUGGACUCUCCAAUGCAUUUUCCCCUCCUUUCAUCUAGUGGAGUAUGGGAGUCCUUGCCACUUACCAGUUCCUAAACUCUGGGGUGGUGGACCAUUGAGGCCUCUCCUUCUGAGUGAUGCAUCAUGCUACUCAGCUGAGAUUAGGGCAGUGGCAUUCUGUGGGUGUCGAUAGCAUAUAGCACUUCCUACCAUGGACCUGA
Molecule: messenger RNA, 2790 nt
Organism: Limulus polyphemus (Atlantic horseshoe crab)
Lineage: Eukaryota; Metazoa; Arthropoda; Merostomata; Xiphosura; Limulidae
Product: transmembrane protein 169-like
Source: RefSeq, a predicted model, not a curated record